UACAAAGAGAAUUAGAUGACUUACAGAAAUGGGAAUCAAAUUGGAGCAUGUCUUUCCACCCAAAAAAAUGUCAGUUAUUAAGAGAAACAAAAAAAAAUAAAAAAAAUAAACUCUUAUUCAUGGUAAAUCAGUAACACAGACUAAACACGCAAUAUACCUAGGUGCUAUAAUAAAUGAAAAACUGUCAUGGAAUCUUCAUAUUGAUGAAACUAUUAAAAAAUCAAACAAAGCAUUAGGGUUUAUUAAAAGAAAUUUCUAUAGACUUCUAUCAAACUGUUCAGCAGGAUGAGCAAAGUUUAAAUGAUUUAUCUAUCCUGGCUUGUAUAAUUCACAGGCAAAUUGUGGGUAGUGAGGGGGAAUUAUAAUGCUGGCCAUUCUAGGAUGAAGUGGAUGAUUCAAAGAAGGGUGUGCAUUACUGACCUUUUAAUAGAGGGAUAAAAAAAAAGGUGCGACCUAAAAGUUUGUAGUUUGGGAUUAGGGCUUUUUAUUGGAAGAUGCCUAUAAAAAUAUGUGAUGAAAUUGUGAUGCUGGCUGUUCCACUGAACUAUAACAAUAAAUAAAAAAUCAGAUUACAAAUAUGUCUUUUCACAAAGUAGGCUAUAAUCCUACUAAAAAAAUAACUAAAACUAAAAAGCGUCCUGCUUGGGAUGAUACAGUUAAUGAUCUCACAGUACUCAGAGCAACACCAGAAGAAGUGCUUUUACGAAAGGAAGCGCAUAAAUCUAAAAAUCACUUGAGUGUCAAACUAGAGAAAUUGCAGCAAGAAAGAAAAUCAAAAUCUCAAUUAACUGGUGUGGAAGCUCAACAGCUUGCUAUCAUCAAAGAAGUUCUUUAUGACCAACAGCAGUUACAAAAUGUACUUGCUAAAUCUGACUCGAUGAUGGCAGUUGUUAAAGAUUUGUUUGGUGAUGACCCAAAGAGAUUUAUGGGCUUUCCAAAUGUAACUACAGCACCAUCUAAUCAAGAUUCUAACAGCUCUAGCAGUCUAGUGGCAUCAAUACCAGACAUAUAUACACGUUCAGAAAAGCUCAGUGAUUCUGUUAUGGACCAGUCAGCGUUGAAUGAUUUGUACUCAUGUUCAGAAUCAGAUUCAGAUGAUAGUGAAAUAGCUAGACCAAAACCCAUUUCUUAUGAAUCCAAACUGAAUCUUCAAAGAUUCCAGGAAUAUUUACUGCAGGAAGAAAAUAAAUCUGCACUGAUGGAUCCUGCUGUAGUAGGUCCACAGUUCAACAGAAACCAGUCCAACAGAAACACUACACAGCCAGCCAAUGCUCUACCAGCUAAAGAUGACAGGAUGGGUGUGACACAAAGUCAACUUUAUGAGGCUGUCACUGCUCUCUUGGCUCAGGAACAAAGAGGUCUAAAUGCUAAAGAUCUUCAUAGAGCCGCUGGCAUAACAGCUAAUAAAGAGAGAGAUGUUUUUCAAACUCCACCAAGAAACGGUCAAACGCCCCCUCUCCCUAGUGAAAGAAGCCCUCCUUCAGCCAUGAAUGAUACACAGAAAGUAAAAAAGACCAAACAAUGUACAAGUACUACAGCUUUUGAACCUGGGAACACAACCACUAACAUGAAUGAUAUGAGAAAAGCUUUAAAUGAUUUAGAAAAAGACAUUGCUUCGUAUGAGCAGCUGGCAGGAAGGCGUGAAUCGCAAGAGUUGAAAAAAACUGAGACAUUCUCUGGUUAUACAAUAGCAUUAGUCACAGCAGUUUCACGUUUAACUAAAUAUCUUAAGGAGACUGAGCUGAGAAUUCAGACUGAAGCAACAUUACGAGAACAAUUAUCUCAAGAUGUUAAUCAACUAAAAACAAUUAUUGAUGCAUUGGCUACUGAUAUGAUAGUCACACAAGAGGAAUAUGGGAAGCUCUACUCUGAUUAUCAGCGGUACAAAGAAGCAACACAAAAUGAAUUGUUAUAUUUAAAUAAUCAGGUGAGAAAUCUUCAGAAUAGUUUGGGUAUAAAAGAAUACAGGUCAGUUCAAGGCGAAAGAAAUGCUUUUAACUCUGAAGAAAGAUUAAACUGUCAACUAUCCCAACAGGAAGAGAGACAAGAUACUCUGUAUGCUAACAGCAACAAUAACAACAGCAGAAAGUCAGAUGACUCCAGGACAUCCACACCUUUACGCAAAGAUGCCAUCUUUGAAACAAAUAAUUCUGUUUCUCAACCUAUUCAUAGUGAGUCAUUUCAGAGACCAACAUUGCCAGCAACAGCUAUUCUUUUGUCACCACCAGUUAGAAAGACAAGAAUUCCCUUUGAUCUUGAAGGAAGUCAACUUCCUGGAACUACAGUUUCUUCAAAGAGACAGUCAUCUCUGGUAGAAGUUUAUCAUUCAUCUACUGGUGAUUCUUAUGACCCAUCUCGUGAUCCUCCUCAUCUGACUCAGGUUCCUCCAAUCACAAGUACUAUCAAUGUGCCACGGCCAAUCCCAUUAGUUCAAUCUAAUGUGAGUGUUCCUUUGGUAAUUGCCAGGAAUCACAUUCCACCAGUAGCUGGACAGGUCAAAGGAGACUCUCAGAAUGACACCAUUUCUAAAACUUUACCCAUAAGUGACUUGGCUGACUUGGUGAGAUUAGAAGAUGAAACUGAACAGCAGAUGCAACAAUUGCAAGAGCUUGUAAUGGAAGAGGCUUUGAAUAACCCUGACUUACAGAAUCUUAUGCAAGCACAAAUAGCUGAACUCAAUAGACAACAAGAAGAGGCUAAAAGACGUCUGAUAGAUCUACUGCAUCAUCAGAAACUACAACAGAAGCAUAUACAAGAAAAAUUUGAUCCACAUUUACAUGAGCAGAAAAUUUCCAGUUCAGUUUCCCCUCCUAUCUCUCCAAUACCUCAGCAACCUGAAGAGCCAGAAAGACUUAAAAUGCACUCUGACAAGCCAAUACAGCAAACAAGACAAGUCAAAGUUUCUCUGCCUCAACCACAAUUUGAUGAGUCUGCUUAGUAGACUUGUGUGAUCAAAUUAUUUAUGGAUGUGACUAAAAAAAAGGAAUUUUUUAAUGUUAUUUUGAAACAUCAGGCUUUGAGGUUCUUCUGGACAAUUGGUCUAUUUCUUUUCAAAAACUACAGAAGAUAUUGUUGUUAGGCCAAUCUAGCCUCAAUUUAAUCAAGUGAAACUAUAUUUUAUAUAUCCAAUGUUGGUUAUUAAUGUUCAAAACAGAGAGACUAGUGUUAAUAAUAUAAGUGAAACUAACAUUGAUCCGUGGGACCAUUUCAUUCUUGUAAGAAUCAUAUUUUUAUUACCAAGGGCAUAUUGAACAAUUUCAAAUAUUCUUAAGAUGUGUAUAGAUGUGUUCUGAUCCAAACUAAUGAGUUUGAGAGCCAAAAUGGAAUUUACCUUACCUAGUGUAACAGUUUUGUAAGCCUUUCUUAAUAUGAUAUACCUAACAUAUUUAGAAUCUAGUGAGAUUAGUUAAAACAAAGUAGAUAAUGUUUUUGAGCAUGAUUAAAUGAAUUAUGUUUAAAAUGUCAAGGAAAAAAUUUCUUUUGUCCUCUUUCUCUCCUGACUUUGAAAAACAUGAAGUGACAAGAAUGCAUAAAAUUCAUAUUUAAUUUCCAUUUCUUAUUGUUUCUCACAAUUAAAGCAUUUCAUAUUCAAUCAUGCAGAGAUACAGGAUCACCUUUUUUUUUAUUACUAUUAUGAGUUACAUUACAUGUUGUAAUAUAAAUCAGAUAUAAAAACAAAAUACUAAAAUAAUGUUUUUUGUGUGUGUGUUAUUCUUUGCCUUAUUGUUAAAUUCUAGGUGAGAUCUUAAAGAGAAACUUUGAUGGUUUUGACAAUUUUUUAUAUGUUUUGUUUUACAUAAAAUGAAUAUAGUAUUCUUUUUAUUUUAUUUUCAAUGAUAUCUUAGUAAUUGACGUUUUUUUUAAUGUAAUUUUUCCAAAACGGUCACAUUUUCACUGGGUUUCUAUGUGACAUCACACAGACCUAUUAAUUCAAUCUAUUGACUUAUCUCAUAAAAGAAAUAGAUCUAAAUCUAUGCCAUUAUAUCUAGACCUUGUAAACAAAGAAAAAAUAGGUGUUAAGAUUAGAUAUUACAUGCUUGACUAACCAUGGCGGUGUGUAUUUUCUCACCUGACCACUGUUAUGACAUGAUUAGGAUUUAGUUAUUUGUUUCGGGAAUAAGGGGAAAGUUUUACUUAGCGACAAGUGACGUGACAGAUCUUUAAAAAACAAGAACGCUCUAAGUGACGCUACAAAGAAGACGCUUCGUGUAGAGCAGUAGAAUAGAUAUGGAUUUACGGACAUAGCUGACAUCGGACGAUUCCCUUCGUGAUGAUUAAAUAUAUUUGUAGAACAACAUCAGCGUCUACUACAUAUUUGAUUAUUUCGGCCUUUGGCCGGUGUUACUGAAGUAUUUUGAGUUCAGCAUUACUUCCAGUCAGACGUAGAUCUACACUAGUUAUAUUUCAAAGAAUCAACACCGCGCGGAAGCCUUAACACCACUCAACACUCAAUAAGCACUUGGUUGACUUGUCACAACCCGGAUGACUGACUACACAUAGCCUAGACUUGCCUUGCACUGACCAGCUUGUUAGAAUCAUUCAGACAUACGAUCUAUUUACUUUUUGCGAUAGGAACGGGUGUAGAUGAAAAUGUUACUUUUUUUUCUUAAGUAGGUUAUCCUAAUGCUUUUAGAUAUAUAUAUAUAUUACUGUACCAUAGCUAUGGACUAGGCCAUCACUAAGCCUAACAGUCACUGUAAGAAUGAAGCGAUAUGAUUGGUUAGAUCUAGAUUCGCUUUCAGUAUUGUUGAGGGAAGUGACAUAUAUGUAACUAAAAACAAAAUCUCAAAGAACCCCCUAUUUUAAGAUGUCAAUAAUUUACUAAUUUUUUAAAUAUAAAUGUUUCUAAACAUUUAAAUUAAAAAAUAGUAAAAUGUUUUCUAUUACAACUUUUUACGCAGAAUUUCAAUAUAUGUCAAUAACUAAUCUGAAAAACCAUUUGAGUUUCCUUUAAAGAUGAGCUUCUCCUUUAUAUAACCAUUAUUCUAUAUAUGUUCUUUAUUUUAAGUUGUGCUGUAACAUUUUUGUAUUUAUUGCUUUUAUUAUAUAGAAUCCAGUCAUUGCCUUUUUUUAAUAAUUAAAUUUAUUUGUUCAUUAAAGUUUUUAAACUAUAUUUUCAAAAAAAAUGUAAGAUUCUUUUUCAUUAUUCUAUGAAUGUACUAAACUUGAAUAAAAACAAUGUUUCCAUUUUCUUUUUUGUUUCAAAUACCUUUCUACAUUUGUUACAGAUCAUUGUUAAAUUAAUAAGGUAAGGUUGUUAUUGCCGGACGUGGUAAUGGAUAUAAGCACUCCACUACCUAUAAAAUGCUUCCAAUGGCUUGGGAUUCAAAUAGCCUCUGCUCUUGGCCUUUGGCUUAAAUACUGAACUGUUAACAUUGACAGGAUAAGGGGCAAAGACAGUAUCUGGUGCCUUAUUAACUAGAAAGCUUCAGGCAGGAGGGACAUUAACCUUCUUUGGCUACCCACAUAGGAGAAAAAAAUUCUGAAUCCAAACCUUUGCUACCUUGCAGCUAAUCCUAAGCACGAGAAUGGCUUUGGGAGUCAACCCUCUCAAAAGAAUCAAUAGCUAGUGAGCCUUAUACAGCUGGUAGCACUCUGUGUUACACUGGCAGACCUUGCAAUGCUGCUGACCCGAUACCGUGUUUUGAUAUUGUCGUUUCUUAGGACCCAUCAGGAAGUGCGUGGGCAACAUUCCAUCUCAAAGAGUGUGGCCCUUAAGUUGACAUGAUUCUCAUCUAAAAAGUCUGUUAAUGGUAUGUAUAGCCAAUAACUGUUCAAUUUAGAUUCACUAUAUUUAAGUAUCACAUGGUGCAUCAGUAGAACUUAUCCACAGGGCCACCUAAUAAUUUGAU
Messenger RNA from Biomphalaria glabrata, 5852 nucleotides. RefSeq names its product spindle and centriole-associated protein 1-like. The record is from RefSeq and is a predicted model, not a curated record. The transcript has 19 exons. Gene Ontology annotation, cellular component: spindle; centrosome; centriole. Gene Ontology annotation, biological process: metaphase chromosome alignment; regulation of centriole replication; mitotic spindle assembly. Bases 578 to 2938 code for a protein of 786 amino acids. Lineage: Eukaryota; Metazoa; Mollusca; Gastropoda; Planorbidae.